AUGUUGAGAUCAUUUAAACCAGUCUCUGCAAGCCAGAGAUUUUCACAAUUUGUUAGAUACGCAUCAAACAAAAAGUACGAUGUUGUCGUUAUUGGUGGUGGACCAGGUGGUUACGUUGCUGCCAUCAAAGCCGGUCAAUUGGGAUUGAACACCGCAUGUAUUGAGAAAAGAGGAUCAUUGGGUGGUACCUGUCUUAAUGUCGGUUGUAUCCCAUCCAAAUCUCUUUUAAACAACACCCACUUGUUGCACCAAGUUCAACACGAAGCUAAAGAGAGAGGUAUCAAUAUUGCUGGAGAAGUUACUCCUAACUUUACCACAUUGAUGCAAGCCAAGGAGAAAUCAGUUAAGCAAUUGACUGGUGGUGUUGAAAUGUUGUUGAAAAAAAACAAAGUCGACUACUUGAAAGGUGCCGGUUCUUUUGUUAAUGAGAAAACCAUUAAAGUUGACCCAAUCGAAGGUGGCGAACCAUACGAGGUUGAUGCUGAAAACAUCAUUGUUGCCACUGGUUCUGAGCCAACUCCAUUCCCAGGAAUCGAGGUUGACGAAGAAAGAAUUGUUACUUCAACUGGUAUCUUGUCAUUGAAAGAGAUCCCAAAGAGAUUAGCCAUCAUUGGUGGUGGUAUCAUCGGUUUGGAAAUGGCUUCAGUCUACUCAAGAUUGGGCUCCAAGGUCACCGUGCUUGAAUUCCAAAACGCUAUUGGUGCUGGUAUGGAUGCUGAAGUUGCCAAGACCUCUCAAAAAUUGUUGACCAAGCAAGGUUUGGAAUUCAAAUUGGGCGCCAAGGUCACCAAAGGUGAACGUAAUGGAGACAUUGUUAAGAUUGAGGUUGAAGACGCCAAAUCAGGUGAAAAGAGUGAAUUGGAAGCCGAUGUUUUGUUGGUUGCCGUUGGUAGAAGACCAUACACAGAAGGCUUAAAUAUCGAAGCUGCCGGAUUGGAGAAGGACAACAAGGGCAGAUUAGUCAUUGAUGACCAAUUCAAGACCAAACACGACCACAUCAGGGUUAUUGGUGAUGUCACAUUUGGUCCAAUGUUGGCACACAAGGCUGAAGAAGAAGGUAUCGCUGCUGCCGAAUACAUCAAGAAGGGUCACGGACACGUUAACUAUGCAAACAUCCCAUCCGUUAUGUACACACACCCAGAAGUUGCUUGGGUUGGAUUGAACGAAGAGCAAUUGAAAGAAAAAGGAAUCAAAUACAAGGUUGGUAAGUUCCCAUUCAUUGCCAACUCAAGAGCCAAGACAAACUUGGACACCGAUGGUUUCGUUAAAAUCAUUGCUGAUGCUGAAACUGAACGUGUUUUGGGAGCCCACAUCAUUGGUCCAAACGCUGGUGAAAUGAUUGCUGAGGCAGGUUUGGCUUUGGAAUACGGUGCUUCAACCGAGGACAUUGCUAGAACAUGUCAUGCUCACCCAACCUUGUCAGAAGCUUUCAAGGAAGCUGCUUUGGCAACUUUUGACAAGCCAAUCAACUUUUAA
This is a messenger RNA of Lodderomyces elongisporus, 1476 nucleotides long. RefSeq names its product dihydrolipoyl dehydrogenase (gene LPD1). Gene Ontology annotation, molecular function: flavin adenine dinucleotide binding; dihydrolipoyl dehydrogenase (NADH) activity. The record is from RefSeq and is a predicted model, not a curated record. Bases 1 to 1476 code for a protein of 491 amino acids. Gene Ontology annotation, cellular component: mitochondrion; oxoglutarate dehydrogenase complex. The transcript has a single exon. NCBI's taxonomy places the organism in Eukaryota, Fungi, Ascomycota, Pichiomycetes, Serinales, Debaryomycetaceae.